Molecule: messenger RNA, 1919 nt
Organism: Hyla sarda
Lineage: Eukaryota; Metazoa; Chordata; Amphibia; Anura; Hylidae
Gene: WASHC1
Product: WASH complex subunit 1
Exons: 11
Coding region: 395-1804 (469 amino acids)
Biological process (GO): retrograde transport, endosome to Golgi; exocytosis; endocytic recycling
Cellular component (GO): early endosome; WASH complex; recycling endosome
Molecular function (GO): actin binding; gamma-tubulin binding; alpha-tubulin binding
Source: RefSeq, a predicted model, not a curated record
AUACACAAUGCAGUUUCCAUGCAUACACAGAAGCAGAUUUAUUGAAUAUUAUAGAAUGAUAUAACAUGAGUAUAGAUAACAAUAAGAGUUCACAGCAUCAGGCAGGUGCCAGAAAGCAAGCGUCAUGUACAUGUUAUAUUGUAUAUUCCAUUAUAUAUUAUAUCUGGUUAAAAGCGUUAGUAAUUUAAGUAAAAGGGGUGGAUUCCAUUAAUACUAUUGCUUUAUUGAAAUCAAGCAGGCCUGGAGCUCAUCUGAGAUUAUACAACUGGUUAUAGACUCCCCCUGCAGUGGCCACUAGUGGUGGAAUGGAGUAUUACAGCAGCCUUUCAAAUAAAGAACACACGCACGAUCCCCAGACAGUCACUUGCUCUAUACUCCAGGGGGCGCUGUCACGAUGCCGCAGAGGAUGUCCAUGGAGCGCCAGGCGUAUUUGGUGCCGCUCAUCCAGCCAGAUCUCCGCAGGGAAGAGACCAUACAGCAGAUCACAGCCACCCUGCAACAACUACAGUGCGUGUCCAAUGACAUCUUCAACAGGAUCCUGCAGAGGGUGGAGACCAACAGGGGCCAACUGAGGAGCAUCAACGAGCGCAUGAGCCUGGCACAGGCCAAGAUCGAGAGGGUGAAGGGCAGCAAGAAGGCCAUCAAGGUCUUCUCCAGCGCCAAGUACCCGGCCCCGGACCGCCUGCAGGAAUACACCUCCGUCUUCUCGGGGGCCAAUGAUAUACAAUCAGAGAAGAAAGCAAAACAGAAGAUCCAGAGUAAACACCGAGCGCUGGACGAGCAGGACCUACAGGAAAAACUCAAGUACUAUCCAGUGUAUGUGAGCCCGAAAGGGCAAGAAGAGGAUGUGGCGGAGGAGGGGCUGGGCAGUCUGCCCCGAAACAUUAACUCCGUCAGCUCCCUGCUGCUCUUCAACACCACCGAGAACCUCUAUAAGAAGUAUGUGUUCCUGGAUCCUCUGGCCGGAGUGGUGACCCGUACUAACCAGCCUCUAGAGGGCGACGAUGAGGACCGGCUGUUUGAUGCCCCUCUCUCUAUCUCUAAGAGGGAGCAGCUGGAGCGGCAGACGGCAGAGAAUUACUUCUAUGUUCCGGAUCUUGGUGAAGUCCCGGAGAUCGACGUUCCGUACUAUCUGCCUGAUCUUCCCGGAGUGGCCGAUGACCUCAUGUACAGUGCCGACCUGGGUCCUGGCAUCGCCCCCUCUGCUCCUGGGGGUCCCAUUCCUGAUCUCCCCACCUUCGGCACUGAGGAGGUCACAGAGCCUUCACGGCCAGAUGCCCAAGAUGGCCGCCUCCUGCCGCCGCCGCCACCACCUCCUCCUCCUCCACCCCCUCCGCCUGCACCGCCAUCAGUGUCUCCACCUGCCCCACCGCAGCCGCCGCCAUCACAGGUCGUCCUGCCUCUGCCAACGGGAACAGACGAGACUGCGGAUACUGCCUCCAUCCAGGGAGCCCCCAAAGAGGUGGUGAAGCCCUCGGACGGGCGCGCGUCGCUCCUGGAGUCCAUUCGCCAGGCGGGCGGCAUCGGGAAAGCCAAACUGCGCAACGUCAAGGAGAAGAAGCUGGAGAAGAAAAAGAUGAAGGAGCAGGAACAAGUGGGGGCCACCGGGGACGGAGGAGACCUCAUGUCCGACCUGUUCAACAAGCUGGCAUUGAGGCGUAAAGGCAUCUCUGGGAAGGGUCCGGCUGCCGGAAGCGGCGAUUCCCCUGCCGGAGCGUUUGCCAGAAUUUCGGACACCAUACCGCCCCUCCCCCCGCCGCAGAUGACGCCGGGAGAAGCGGACGAGGAUGAAUGGGAGUCCUGAGGUUGGUGGAGCGCAGAGAAUAUAGGACUCUCCGCGCACCAAUCGCCGUCCCUCACGGUGUUAAACGCAAAACAGCCGCGACGUACACAACAAUAUAAUAAAACUUUACAUUUCA